AUGAUUGACCCAAUUGAUAAAAUUAUUGAAGAAACAUUUGUUUAUAAAAUUGAUAUGCUUCAUAAUCUUUCUUUAUCAUCGAAUGCUUCAAUGAUUCGUUACGCUUUAGCAUAUAAAGACUUUAAUCCUAAUGAAAAAUAUCCCGAGGAAGAGAUAGAAUCAAGUUUUGAAUUAACGAAAAAGUAUUGGAAAUAUAAAAUUGAAUCAUAUAAGAAACAAGAUGAAAAAGCAGAAAGGGAUACUAAAAAUAAUGUUUCAAUGGAUGAUUUUCAAUACUAUCAUGAUUUAAUCCUUUCAUCUAAAUGCAAAAUGUGUGGUAAAGCGUUUACAUAUGCAAAUAAACCAACAUUGGAUAGAAUCGAUAAUGAAAAACCACAUACCAAAGAAAAUUGUCAUUCGUGGUAA
Messenger RNA from Trichomonas vaginalis G3, 405 nucleotides. RefSeq lists its product as uncharacterized. The record is from RefSeq and is a predicted model, not a curated record. The transcript has a single exon. The coding region runs from base 1 to 405 and encodes 134 amino acids. NCBI's taxonomy places the organism in Eukaryota, Parabasalia, Trichomonadida, Trichomonadidae.